This is a messenger RNA of Alosa sapidissima (American shad), 9584 nucleotides long. RefSeq names its product CREB binding protein a (gene crebbpa). Gene Ontology annotation, molecular function: chromatin DNA binding; transcription coactivator activity; protein binding. Gene Ontology annotation, cellular component: histone acetyltransferase complex; nucleus; transcription regulator complex. Bases 800 to 8245 code for a protein of 2481 amino acids. The record is from RefSeq and is a predicted model, not a curated record. Lineage: Eukaryota; Metazoa; Chordata; Actinopteri; Clupeiformes; Clupeidae. Gene Ontology annotation, biological process: positive regulation of transcription by RNA polymerase II. The transcript has 31 exons.
AAACUUUUUGUAUCGAAGGAAUCAACAGCCGCCAUCUUGUCGCGGCUCAGAAUCAGGAUUUCGGUGGAGCAUUAUUUUAUAUUUUGAAACAGAGCGUCCGGAUUUACAUUUAACGGCACCGCUAACCAAAAAACAAAACACUUAAAUCAUUCAGAGGAAUUUUUUUUGCAAAAACCGUGGAUUUAAUCGCGUUCGUCGGACAGAAAGCCCUCGUAUAUCUGAUUUCCCCUUCAGAGAGCGGCGCUUCUGUCCCUAUCUCCGUUCCGAGACGUAUUGUUUACCGGGAGCUAUCGGAGGAGAGACAGCAGCUUAGACACGAUUUUGCAAAAAUAUAUUAUUUUUAUGCAGUUAUGCGCUGUUAUGAGGAUUUAAACGGAUUUUGCACGGAUUUUUUUGACGUCAGGAAAAUGGGUUAUUUGGUGAUGCACAUUUAACGACUCCUGGGGAAACGGUCAACGACCCAUGCCGAUAUAUUUUAAUUUAUUUUUAGCCGUAUUUUUUGGUCGAAGUAAAGUCUUUUUGAUAAUAUAACGAUGAUAAUGUGGGUGUUGGGUGUUGGAUUAUCAUGGGGUGAAUGGCGGUGGCGAAGCGGGGCGCUGUUGUUGCUUUUUUGAAAUUCUCACUUGCUGAUAGCAAGCAGGCUAAUUAGCGAGUUAGCUGCCUAGCUACUUGCUAAUCGUGCGAGAAAGAAAGGUUGUGGUUGGGGGGGUGGGGGGUUGGUCUGAAUAACUUUUUACUGUCGCGGGGAUUUUCCUUCCUUUUUUAAAUAAUUGAUCAGAAGUAAUUAUAAACUACUGCAAUGGCUGAAAAUCUGCUCGACGUUGGACCUCCCAACCCAAAACGACCGAAGCUGAAUACACCUGCUCUUUCCGCCUCCGACGGUCCAGACCUGGGCUCCCUGUCCUGGGACGACCUAGAGAAUGAUCUUCCAGAUGAACUCAUCCCAAACGGCGGCGACCUCCUGCUGCCCUCCUCCAAUGGUGGCGGGGCUGGAGGCGGAGGAGCGGGUCCUGGUGGAGGGGCAGCGGGCUCCAUUAUGCCUGACGCCGCCGCUAAGCACAAGCAGCUGUCUGAGCUCCUCCGAGCGGGCAGUAGCGGUGGCGGCUCCAGCCUGGUGGGCGCUGGCAACGCCUCGACUGGGGGCGCCACCUUAGGGGGCGGCCAGCUGGGAGCCCUGGGCAAGAGCCCCCUGGGCCAUGGCUCUCCGUCGCACUCCUCCCCACAGCCGCCCAAGCCCGGCGGUGGCGCCAACGCAGGGGUCCAGGCUGCCAACAAUAACGGCGGUGCCAACGGUGGCGCCAACGUAGCCAUGGGCAUGAACACUGCGGGAUUCAACCAGGCCAUGCUGAACAGCGGGCAGGGGCACGGCAUGCUGGGCCAGGGCGCGGUCGGCCAGCAAGGCCAGGUGCUGAACGGGACGCUGGGCCCAGCCGGACGGGGCCGUGGGGCCAUGCAGUACCAGGCCCAGGCAGCGGUGGGAGCCGCCGGGGCAGGGGGCACUGCAGCGGGCAGCGUGCUGGCAGAAACACUCACACAGGCCGCGCUCAACGCCCAGCAGGCCAGCAGCAUGAAUAAGAUGGGCCUAGCGGGCAACAGUAGUCCGUUUGGGCAGGCGUAUGGGCAGGGCACUGGCGGGGUCAACGCCCCCCUCCAGAACAGCCUGCCCCCGUUCCCCUCUGACCUGAAGGGAACGGCCGUCACCAACGUGGCAAACCUGUCCCAGAUGCAGCAGCAGCAGGCCUCGCCACAACAGCAGCAGCAGAUGGGUGCUACAGUGGGUAUGGUGGCCCAGCAGCAGCAGAUGGGCGCUCCAGUGGGCUUGGUGGCGGCCGGCCCCGGUGCUGCCGCCACUGCAGGAGGCACCGGCGUGGUGGCUACGGGCCCCACGGCCGACCCGGAGAAGCGCAAGCUGAUCCAGCAGCAGCUGGUCCUGCUGCUGCACGCCCACAAGUGCCAGCGACGCGAGCAGGCCAACGGUGAGGUCCGCGCCUGCUCGCUGCCGCACUGCCGCACCAUGAAGAACGUCCUCAACCACAUGACCCACUGCCAGGCUGGCAAGACCUGUCAGGUGGCUCAUUGUGCGUCCUCCAGGCAAAUCAUCUCUCACUGGAAGAACUGCACGCGGCACGACUGUCCCGUCUGCCUGCCGCUCAAAAACGCCAGUGAUAAACGCAACCCGCAGCCCAUGUUGAGUUCUCCCAGCGUGGGCCUGCCCAGCUCCAUGGCGACGGUGGUGGGUCCUGGCCAGCCCAGCACUCCUGCCAUCAACAGCUCCACCACCAUCGACCCCAGCUCCAUGCAGCGCGCCUACGCUGCCCUGGGCCUCCCCUACAGCAAUCAGCCGAGCACCACGCAGACGCCCGCCCAGACGCCCCACCAGCAGCAGCUACGACCCAUUGGCGGUCUCGCGGGCUCGAAUCAGAUGACCCUGGGGGGAGGGGCGAUGGGCGGGGGCACCUCGGAUCCAACCAAUCUGCACUCGGACUCAUCACUGCCGUCCACUCUCAAUCCCAACAAUCAGCUGAUGUCUGCCGACUCCGGGGUGGGCGCCACGGCAGCUCCGCUCUCGGCGCCGGGGAUGCGCAAGGCAUGGCACGAGCACGUCACUCAGGACCUGCGCAACCACCUGGUGCACAAGCUGACGUCACUUUGGACAUCCUUCUCUCCCUCCCUCAGAGUUCAAGCCAUAUUCCCAACACCAGACCCCGCUGCACUGAAGGACCGGCGCAUGGAGAACCUGGUGGCCUACGCCCGCAAGGUGGAGGGGGACAUGUACGAGUCGGCCAACAGCAGGGAUGAGUAUUAUCAUUUCCUGGCAGAGAAGAUCUACAAGAUUCAGAAGGAGCUGGAGGAGAAGCGUCGCUCACGGCUGCAGAAGCAGAUCAUCAACCAGGGGCCCCUCAACCCAGCUCAGCAGCCGCCCAGCAGGCCUCCGAAUGGACCUAUGCCUAUGCCCAAUGUGCCAAAUCAGAUCAUGAAUCGCAUGCAGGUCUCUCAAGGGAUGAACCAGUUCAACUCCAUCGCCAUGCAGAAUGUGCAGAUGACUCAGGCACCCAUGGCAGCCCGCGCGGCGUCCCCCAUGAACCACCCGCAGCAGAUCAACAUCAGCUCCGUCCCGCCGCUGGGGAUGUCCCCCACGCGGAUGCCCCAGGGUCAGGGCAUGAUCGGCGGCCAUGCUGGAGCCAUGGUGGGCCAGACGGCCAACCAGACGCAGUUCCUCAACGCCAACACGGCCAUGACUGCUACAGUGGCGCUGGGCCAGACCGCAGCGCAGGCAGCCGUUACACAGCAGCAGCCACAACAGCAGCCACCCCCCAACGCCGCCGCCGCUGCUAGUCUCCCCCUGAACGCCCUCGGCGCUGUGGGCUCGUCGCAGCUGCCCCAGGCCGCGCUGCGCGCCACGCCGACUCCACCUUCCUCCUCCUCCUCCUCUUCCUCCUCCUCCGCUGCUGCCGCUAGCCUGCAGCCUCUCGCGCCCCCGCAGCCGGCCGCUGCAGCCGCCUCCUCCUCCAGCCGCUCCUCCACCCCCACCCACCCUUCCUCCUCCGCGUCCGGCCCCACGCUGGACGCUCCGCAGGCCGUGCUCCAGCCCCAGCAGCAGCAGACGCAGCCCCCCACCACUCCGCUCUCUCAGACUGGUGCCAGUCUGGACAACAGGGUUCCCACCCCGGCAUCGACGGCCAGCGCCGACCCUCACUCCCAGCACGCGCUGGCGGACCUGCCCACGGCCAGCGAGCCUAAGGCGGAGCCGCGGCACGAUGAGCAGGACUUUCAUCCGGCCGGCAUCAAGAUGGAGCCUAAGAUGGAGACUGAGGAAGACUCUGGUUCUCUGUCGGUGAAGAAGGAGGAGCCGGACAGCGGGGAGACGAAGCAGGAGCCCAUGGAGACGGAGGAGAAGAAGGUGGACCCGAAGGCCGAAGUCAAAGAUGAGGAGGAGGCUGGGGCCAACGGCACGGUCACGUCCUCCUCGCCCUCCCAGUCCCGCAGGAAGAUCUUUAAGCCGGAGGAGUUGAGACAGGCUCUCAUGCCCACGCUGGAGUCCCUGUACAGGCAGGACCCCGAGUCUCUGCCCUUCCGCCAGCCAGUGGACCCCAUGCUGCUGGGCAUCCCUGAUUACUUCGAUAUUGUGAAGAAUCCCAUCGACUUGUCCACUAUCAAGCGUAAGCUGGACACAGGCCAGUACCAGGAGCCCUGGCAGUACGUGGACGACGUGUGGCUCAUGUUCAACAACGCCUGGCUCUACAACCGCAAGACCUCCCGCGUCUACAAGUACUGCUCCAAGCUGGCUGAAGUCUUCGAGGCGGAGAUUGACCCGGUCAUGCAGAGCCUGGGCUACUGCUGUGGGAGAAAGUACGAGUUCUCUCCGCAGACGCUGUGCUGCUACGGCAAACAGCUAUGCACCAUACCUCGCGAUGGGACUUACUACAGCUACCAAAACAGGUAUCAUUUCUGCGAGAAGUGCUUCAAUGAGAUCCAAGGGGACAGUGUAACUCUCGGAGACGACCCAGCACAGCCGCAGACGAUGAUUUCUAAAGACCAGUUUGAAAGGAAGAAAAAUGAUACACUAGACCCUGAGCCGUUUGUUGAAUGUAAGGACUGCGGGCGGAAGAUGCACCAGAUCUGUGUUCUUCAUUACGAGGCCAUCUGGCCAUCUGGAUUCAUCUGUGAUAACUGCUUAAAGAAGAGUGCGAAAACAAGGAAGGAAAACAAGUUUUCUGCCAAAAGAUUGCAGUCGACACGGUUGGGCACAUACAUAGAGGACCGAGUUAACAAGUACUUGAAGAGACAGAGCCAUCCCGAGGCCGGGGAGGUGUUUGUGCGAGUGGUGGCCAGCUCUGAUAAAACAGUGGAAGUGAAACCUGGCAUGAAGUCCAGGUUUGUGGACACAGGCGAGAUGCCGGAGACCUUCCCGUACCGAACCAAAGCACUUUUUGCCUUUGAGGAGAUUGAUGGGGUGGACGUCUGCUUCUUCGGGAUGCACGUGCAGGAGUACGGCUCAGAGUGCGCCUUCCCCAACACCAGACGGGUAUACAUAUCAUACCUCGACAGUAUUCAUUUCUUCAGACCUCGAUUGUUGCGAACAGCAGUCUACCAUGAAAUCCUAAUUGGCUAUUUGGAAUACGUCAAGAAACUUGGGUACGUGUGGGCACAUAUCUGGGCCUGCCCCCCUAGCGAGGGCGACGACUACAUCUUCCACUGCCACCCUGCCGACCAGAAGAUCCCCAAGCCCAAGCGGCUGCAGGAGUGGUACCGCAAGAUGCUCGACAAGGCCUUCGCCGAGCGCAUCCUCCACGACUACAAGGACAUCUUCAAACAGGCCACGGAGGACCGUCUGAGUACCGCCAACGAGCUGUCCUACUUCGAGGGCGACUUCUGGCCCAACGUGCUGGAGGAGAGCAUCAAGGAGCUGGAGCAGGAGGAGGAGGAGCGCAAGAAGGAGGAGAACACCGCCGCCUGCGAGACCCCAGAGGGCACGCCUGGGGACAGCAAAAACGCCAAGAAGAAGAACAACAAGAAAACCAAUAAAAACAAGAGCAGCAUCAGCCGAGCCAAUAAGAAGAAGCCUGGGAUGCCGAAUGUAGCCAAUGACCUGUCCCAGAAGCUUUACGCCACCUUGGAGAAGCACAAGGAGGUGUUCUUUGUGAUCCACCUGCACUCGGGGCCCAUGGUGAACACGCUGCCGCCCAUCAUGGACCCGGACCCCAUGCUGACGUGCGACCUGAUGGACGGGCGCGACGCCUUCCUGACGCUGGCGCGCGACAAGCACUGGGAGUUCUCCUCGCUGCGGCGCUGCAAGUGGAGCACCAUGUGCAUGCUGGUGGAGCUGCACAACCAGGGCCAGGACCGCUUCGUCUACACCUGCAACGAGUGCAAGCACCACGUGGAGACGCGCUGGCACUGCAAAGUGUGCGAGGACUAUGACCUCUGCAUCAACUGCUACAACACUAAGGGCCACGAGCACCAGAUGGUCAAGUGGGGCCUGGGCCUGGACGACGACAGCAACGGCCAGGGCGGCGAGGCCUCCAAGAGCCCUCAGGAGAGCCGGCGCCUGAGCAUCCAGCGCUGCAUCCAGUCGCUGGUGCACGCCUGCCAGUGCCGCAACGCCAACUGCUCGCUGCCCUCGUGCCAGAAGAUGAAGCGCGUGGUGCAGCACACCAAGGGCUGCAAGCGCAAGACCAACGGCGGCUGCCCCGUGUGCAAGCAGCUCAUCGCGCUGUGCUGCUACCACGCCAAGCACUGCCAGGAGAACAAGUGCCCCGUGCCCUUCUGCCUGAACAUCAAGCACAAGCUGCGGCAGCAGCAGCUGCAGCACCGGCUCCAGCAGGCGCAGAUGAUGCGCCGGCGCAUGGCCACCAUGCAGGGCCGCAUGACGCAGCCGCUGCCCUCGCCGCCCACCUCGGCCGUCCCCGCCGCUGCCGCUGGCAUGCACACGCCGCCGCAGCCACAGACGCCGCAGACCCCGCAGCAGCAGCAGAUGCCCAGCCAGCCUGGCGGCACGCCCAACGCGGCCGGCGUGAUGUCGCCCGCCUACCCGGGCGCCCAGCGGGCCAACGGCCCCACGCAGGCGCCCUCGUCGCAGGGCAAGCUGGGGCCCGCGGCCUCGCCGCUGCACCAGCAGCAGUCCCCCGUGGCCCAGGUCGCCCAGCAACAGCAGGCGACGCCCCAGCAGCUCCAACAGCAGCCCCAGCCUCAGCAGCAGCCGCCGGCGGCCGCCGUGGAGAUGGCGCGCCACAUCGAGAUGGUGGCUCAGGCGCAGCAGCAGAACCCGGGCUUCCGCGUCAACAUCAACGGCCUGCCGCUCAACCACCAGCGGCCGCCGCCGCCCCAGCAGCAGCAACCGCCGCGCAUGCCAGGGCCCAUGCAGUCCCCCAUGCAGAUCGUGGGCCCGCGGGGGCCUCAGGUCAUGCAGCCCAUGCAGCCAGGCCAGUGGGGGCCGGGGGGUCCUCAGGCGGCCAUGCAGGCGGCGGCCGCCGCUGCCCAGCAGCAGCAGCAGCAGCAGGGCAGUUUGCCGCAACAGCAGCCCCAGCCGGGCAUGCCCAUGCAGAGGCCCAUGAUGCCACCGCAGCAGCGCAUGAUGGGCCAGCGGCCACAGGUUCCGCCGCAGCGGCAGGGCGCCAUCGCGCCCAACGCCCUGCAGGACCUGCUGCGCACGCUCAAGUCACCCAGCUCGCCCCAGCAGCAGCAGCAGGUGCUGAACAUCCUCAAGUCCAACCCACAGCUCAUGGCCGCCUUCAUCAAGCAGCGCACGCUCAAGUACAAUGCCAGCCAGCAGCAGCAGCAACAACAGCAGCAGCAGGGCAUGCACGGGGCACAGCCAGCCAUGCAGGCCAUGCAAGCGGCGAUGCAGGGCGGAGUGGCGGUGCAGAGGCCCGUCAUGGCACCCCAGCAGCCUGGCCAGCCGCAGGCCCAGGGCAUGCCUGCACUGGGUCCCCAGGGUCAGCUGAUGAACCCGGCCCACGCCCCUAACCCCCAGCUCCAGGAGAUGUACCGGCGGCAGCUCUUACGGCAGCAGCAGCAACAACAGCAGCAGCAGCAGCAACAACAACAACAGCAGCAGCAACAGGGCGUGAUGCCCCAGGCCCACGGACAGUUCCCCCAGGCCCAGGGCACACCAGCUACCUACUCUCAGCUCCGCAUGCAGCAGCAGCAACAGCAGCAGCAGCAGUUGGCCAUGCAGGCAGGAGCGGCGGGGCCCAUGGGUCAGCUGCCAUCCAUGACCCAGAUGGGGCAGCCCGGCCUGGGCAUGGACUCCCCACAGAACCUCCUGCACCAGCGGCUCCUCCAGCAGCAACAGCAGCAGCAGGCGGCGGCGGCAGCAGCAGCGGUCCUGAAGCCCCAGAUGGGCUCCCCGGCGCAGCCCAGCCCCAUGAGCCCACAGGCGGCCGCCCACCUGCUGGCCGGGCAGCCGCUGGCAAACGCGCUGGGCAACCAGGUGCGCUCCCCGGCGCCCGUGCAGUCCCCGCGUCCGCCCUCCCAGCAGCAGCCGCCACAUUCCAGCCCGUCGCCAGCGCAGAUCCAGCCGCAGCCCUCGCCCCAGCACUCCGGCCCCCACUCGGGCUCGCCCCACCCGGGCCUGGCACCGCCCAUGCCAGGCGCACUAGAUCAAGGACACCUUGGGGCUGCGGAGCAGAGCGCCAUGCUGCCGCAGCUCAACACGCCCAAUCGUAGCGCUCUCACCAGUGACUUGGGCAUGGUAGGAGACACCACGGGAGACACGCUGGAGAAAUUUGUGGAGGGCUUGUAGCGCUAUUUUGGGAGAUUAUUAUUAUUAUUAUUGUUUUUUUUUUUUUUCCUUUCAUGGACCCACAAACCCACCCACUCAAGUCUCCCCUCAUCUUUUUUCUAGAAGGGGUGGUGGGAACAUUUUUUUUGUUUCCUUGGACGAGCUUUUUGUACUGACAUGUAAAAAGUUUCGAGAAAUGUAUGGAGUGGAAAAAAGUUGAAAAAAUUAAUAAAAAAAACAGUGCUUGGGAAAUGUUGAUAUGUUUCCUUAUAAAACAAAAAGAAUGAUAUUUGCUAUAUGUCAAGGGAUUUGAAAAAAAAUGCUGUUUAAAUGAAAAUUUAAAAAUGACAAAGAAUAUAUAUUUUGGUUUUGACCAUAUUCUUGGUCGUUAUGUUUUGUUUUAAAUUUUGUUUUAUUUUUCAUUUUUUUUGUUUUUAAUGGUAUGGUUUCAUGCCUUUUUUUUUUUUCUUUUUUUAAAAAAAUUACAAAAACGUCAUUAUCUUACUCAUACUUUUUAUUUUGUACCUUUUGAAAUACUUCUGAUUUUUUUUGUUCUCUGAGUUUGUUGUCAUUGUCGCUGAGAGACUGUAAAAUAAUUGGUCGGGGGAAUUUUGGGCCAGGUUUUCCUCUGCUCUCUCUUGCUCUCCUCAUACCUGGCGAUUGUAUUCUCGUGUUGUACUAUUUUUACAGACAUGCGUUUUCUUUUUUUCCUGGGAGGGAGCUCUUCCACUCCCCUUCGUGAAGUCCAUUUGAGGAGAACUCGUUGUUUGUAACCAAUAGGAACUGGGCAUACACACAAGCAUGUAUGCACACACACAUACACACAGAAAAGACGUACCUGCACACACAUUCACAUGGAUACACACAAAAAAAGAAAACCGUACACCGUCAAAACCUUGUUCAGAAACAACCUAGAAGAGGAGGAUGUAAAGAAGGAGCAUCUCGCGUCGGGCCCCUAUCUACAGAGGUUUCUGUCCAGCAGGUGUAGAAAGUUGUUGCAUUGUCAUAUAAGAUUUUUGUCCUUAAAGUUUUUGUCAUACAGAAUAUAUGAGUAUAAAAAAAGAAAGCUGGGGGAAGAUGGGUCCUUAAGCCGAGUGGGAUGGUAAGGAGGUAGUCACUGGUCGAGUGUUUUUGUGUUGAACAGAGUUCUGCCAUCGACCCCUCAUCCCUCUCACACGAAAAAAAAACUUGAACUGGGGGCUCUACUUUUUCCUCUUAAUGUAAAUCAUGCAAGUUAUUACGCAAAAUACUAUAAAUAUAAGGACGAGAGAACGGAAUCACUGUAUAAACUGGUUAAAAACUCAUUUCUUACUUAUAUACCAUAUUGUUAAAUAAACUGUGUGCAACAGAAAAAAAGGUC